AUGGCAACUGAGAAGAAGAAUGCGGAGCGGGCAGUGGUUGAGAUGAAGCGCGAGCUGCAAAUCUCAAAGGAAGAAGCUCGACGAGCUUGGGAAGAGCUGGGACGUAGGGAACAGGAAGAACGCGACCGCACGUUUUCCCUCCGAGAAGGCCAACCGACUUGGGUCGGCGGUGUACAAGUAGUUCCCCGGGAGCCAAACAUGGGCCGAGGUGGAAGGGCUUCAGAAGAUGCAUAUGCCGGUGCACAGAGCGGAGGAUCAGGCAUUGAACAACACUACUCAUAUGAGGAAGGCCAAUCACCGACAGAUACAGACCCUUUCACAGAGAGCGCUCGCCAUGGUCGUCGAGAACCUGAUGCACCAUCGCUAGCUCAGGGCUCCUAUGUGCCAGCGGGAGCUACAUCUGCUUCCUCCUCGCGGCCUGGUACCUACAGUACCGCUGCUGAGCAAUCGCAAAUCCCUGCCCCCAUCCAGGUUCAACCGCGGGUAACUCAUGCUCAGCAGCCGCCCAAUCAGCAAGCAAUGUCGCAACCCGAAGCUUUCUACCAGCAGCCGGGGUCGUACUUGCAUGAAGAUCCUGAAGGAGGCGUACCAGAAGACGAGAUGUCGUAUGUGACAUCACACGGCGAGACAUCAGAGGGCGAAGAUGAGGACUACCCAGCAGACGCCCGAGGUGGCUAUGUGGUGAAUGAUGCGGGCCACCGUGUACCCUACAAUUCAGUCCGGUCGCCUGUCUCAGACGAGUACGAUGUGCAAGAAGAUCGCCGUCGCGAGUUGGAGCAUCUCCAGCGCUAUGGUACUGCAGCCUCUUCGUCGGGCGGGUAUGCUACAACUUCCAGCGCUGAACCAUCGGCGGGAGGGGCAUUCGCGACAGCCGGCCAGGCUGACUAUAGCGGAGAUGGCUAUGGGGACGAGUGGGUAGGCAUGAGGCACCACCAUCCUACGCGACUGAGCGAUGUUCCGGAGGAGGACGAGCGAAGUCGCACGAGUCCCAGCAGGGCGAGUCAAGCAAGCAGAGGAAGGUUGUACUAG
Messenger RNA from Parastagonospora nodorum SN15, 1029 nucleotides. RefSeq lists its product as hypothetical. The record is from RefSeq and is a predicted model, not a curated record. Lineage: Eukaryota; Fungi; Ascomycota; Dothideomycetes; Pleosporales; Phaeosphaeriaceae. The transcript has a single exon. The coding region runs from base 1 to 1029 and encodes 342 amino acids.